ACAAGACUAGUACUUCGGUGGCGAACGUACUGAGCGCACGCAUUCGUACGGUAGACGCCGGCGAGAGCGCACGCGUGGUGUCGAGUCUUGUGCAAAAGUGGCUUUUCGCCAAAUAUAGUGUAUAUUUUUGGAUCAUAAAUAUAAUUAAACAAUGAAUUCCGGGUGGCUAGCUUGGGAGUGUAUAGUGUUCGGUAUAUUCGUGUGUGCCUCAUCCUGUGCCCCUCUGUGGAGGCGGAGGAAGGAUGCGGCAGCCGGUGGCAGCGCCAAGCAAGCGUACAUCUUCGCUGGAGGCGGCGUCUCUACCCUGGCUAUGAUUUUAUCCGUGGCUAGAGGGACGCUGGGAGUGAGGUCGUUUUUAGGAUUUCCAUCUGAGUUGGUGUACUAUGGCUCUGCGAUGUGGGAGACACUUUACGGCAUCAUUCUCGCCUUCCCCAUCGUCUGCUGGGUCUUCGUACCAGUUUAUUAUAGACUGCAUACUAAUUCCGUGUAUGAGUAUUUACAAAUGCGCUUCGGCUCCCGAUGGGUGCGGCGCAUGGCAGCUGCAACUUUCCUUCUACGACAAGUCCUAAAUCUAUCAGUGACAGUGUACACCCCUACGGUGGCGCUCCAUGCUGUACUGGCAUUACCUCACUGGGCGUCGGCUGCAGCACUGACUAUUGUUGGAAUUGUGUUCAACUUGCUUGGUGGAUUAGCUGCUGCUAUCAGAGCUGACGUGAUACAAACUUUGACAAUGAUAUUGGUGAGCGGCGCCUUCAUCAUCCAAGCAACCAUCACAGCCGGAGGCCCACAACAAGUAGUCAGCGACAACAUUGAAGGAGGAAGACUGAAGUUCUUCCAGUUCACAGGCGACCCAACCGUCCGCGUCGACACGCUCUCAGCGAUCAUUGGCCAGCUCUUCAUGUCAGUGUCCAUCUACGGCUGCCAACAGACCUUCGUUCAGCGCUACUGUUCCAUGUCCAGUGAAGCCAGGGUCAGGAAGACCCUUUUCGCCAACGUCCCAGCUGUGGCUGUCCUCUUCAGUCUCUCCUGGGUCGUCGGUAUGACCUUGUAUGCCAUGUACAAGUACUGCGACCCUCUAUCGUCUGGAAAGAUCGCUGCUCCUGAUGAAGUUCUGCCUUUCUACGUACAAGAUCAGUUUGGUUUCCUACCUGGAAUGCUUGGACUGUUUUUGGGCAGUCUGUUCAAUGGUGCUUUAAGUUUUCUGGUAUCGAAUGUGAACUCUCUAUCCACGGUGACUUGGGAAGAUUUUGUGUCCUUCGCACCCGCUUUCAAGGGUAUCAGUGAUAAACAACAGUUGACUGUUAUCAAAAUCAUUGGAGUUAUUUAUGCUCUCAUCAUCAUGUGCUUAUCUCUCUGCGUCGGUAUUGUGGGAGGAGUCGUGGAAGGAUCACAGCUAGUCACAUCAGCUACCUCAGGGGCCUUACUAGGAGUAUUUAUAUUGGCAGCUCUCUGCCCUGUUGCCAAUGGAAAAGGAGCUCUAUGGGGCAUGAUUGGGUCUCAUAUUGUAACAACUUGGAUGGCAGCCUGUAGGUUACUGUAUGUCGAUAAAGGAGUCGCCAUGUUGCCUAUGUCUACUGAGCAAUGUCCUAAUGCAACUCUAUCGACACUGACCCACCAAGCGUUACCUGUGGAAGUGAACAAAACCCUAGCACACCUGGCGCCGCUACUGCAGUCUAUUAACAUGACUCAUCCUAUACCGACUGAAUCUCCUAUAUUAACUGGACUACAAAAGUUCUACUCAAUAUCGUACAUGUGGUACGCAGUUAUUGGUACCUUAAUCUGCGUCACAUUAGGCAACAUCAUCGGCCUACUAACAGGCAGUGAGAAAGAUGCCUUUGAUGAACGUCUACUGCACCCAGUCGUAGCCCAAAUAGCGAAGAAGCUCCCAGGACCCAAGCGGUUCUAUAGCACAGAAAAACCAGCAAUUCCUGAUGAAAAAGAAGGAGAAAAAGACUCUUCUGAGAAGACAGAAGAAACGGUAACUGAUACUGCACCAAAUGACCCAGUAGAUCAGAAACCAGGAGUUUUUGUGACUACUGGAAGUCGGUUAUUUGACGUAUAUGAUGUAAGAAGAUCUCCCACUCCUUCACUAGUAAGAACACGGUUGUGAUUCCUGUUAUUAGAAUUAAAAGGUCCUAUUUCAAAAGCAUGUGCGUGCCAUUUUAGUGUUAAAAUGGAUUGUUCGACUGUGGCAAUAAGGGUGAUUUUUGUAGUUUUGGAGAUGCUGCUGAACGUUUGUGAUGUAAAAGAGUGAUGUUUAUUGUAAAUGGAGGCUUAUAAAAUCGUGUUUGAGAAUUAUAAUCGCGUAGCAAAGAUUUUUAGUGUACAUUAAUAGAAGAAGACUAACUGUCGCACUCAGAGACAUUGUAAUGAUUACUUAAACUAUUCCUUAGUAACGAUUUUGUUCAGAAAACAAUUGCAAUAAGGACUGGGUUAAGUUAACAUUAAAUAACUCUGAGUACGACGGUAAAACGCCUAGACAAAAGCCUAGCACUUUAUCGAAUAUUAUUUCUCAAUCUAAUAAGUUUAAUAUUACGAUUAGGAAAAGAUUAUGAAUUUAUGAAAGACCUUUGACUAGACUAUCAGACCUUAAAUUUGUUUUUGGUCGAAAAAAUCUUCAAAUUGAAGUAACAAUAAUCAAAUAGAUACUGUACCCACGUUUAAAGUAAUCAAAACGAGAACGAGUUGGUCGCUGUGAUUGGUUGGUUUAUUUGAGCAGGUCAAUCAGAGCGCCGAACCGUUUUGAUUUCUUUAAACGUAAAGCAAACUCGUACUAAGGGUACUACUGUAUUGAAAUAUAAAUCAAGACGUCAAUACAGGACGUAGGCGUUAGGCAUUUAAUAGUAUAAGUAGUAGAUCAAAAUAACUAUCAAAUCUAAUUUUAAACUUAUAAAGAGCAUCGUGUGAAAUCUGAUAUAAUCAUCGUCAUUGUCGAGCUUAUAACAACCAGUUUAUUAUGGUCUGUGUAUGAUCUUUCAACACAUUUGACGGUCAGCUUAUAUUGGUUAUAACGUGUAAAUAGUAAUACACGACUGUAUUAUUUAUUAUUUUAAAUAAUGGUUCUAGAUUUUUUUUUUAUAAUUUGACGUGCCUUGUAUCUUGCCUUAUAAUAUAUAGAGGGUUAAAAGGCUAAUUGAUCUAAGUGAAUUCUUUUUGCAAAAUUAAGUUAAAAGUACAUAAAUAAACUCACACCUGUCUCCCAUAGGGGAAGGCAGAGAUAAUGGAACGCCAUUUGCAACGAAUUUUACAUACCUCUUUUGCUUCACCGACAGUCAUCAGUCUUUUCUUGCAUGCUCGUCGGCUAAGGGUAUUCUUAAUUUAUACAAGUUAGUAUCG
This is a messenger RNA of Spodoptera frugiperda (fall armyworm), 3336 nucleotides long. RefSeq names its product sodium-coupled monocarboxylate transporter 1. Gene Ontology annotation, biological process: sodium ion transport; transmembrane transport. Lineage: Eukaryota; Metazoa; Arthropoda; Insecta; Lepidoptera; Noctuidae. Gene Ontology annotation, molecular function: symporter activity. The transcript has 10 exons. The coding region runs from base 152 to 2110 and encodes 652 amino acids. The record is from RefSeq and is a predicted model, not a curated record. Gene Ontology annotation, cellular component: membrane.